GAAAUUGAUAAGUGAUAAGGUUAAGGUUAUGUAGUCAAAGAUGUCGAUGUGUCGUUGUUGUUUGUUGUUUCUUUAAAAUUUUAAAAUAAUAUAAUUAACCCUCUGUGAGGCAAGACAAGACUAUAAUGGACAUUAAAGCAGAAAUUAAGAAAGAACCUGACGAAUAUGACAAUGAACUUAGUAGUGAAGUCAUACGAUAUGUGCAAAGUGAGUUAUCCACAGAAGUAGAUAUAAAAGAUGUUAAAAAGGAAACACAAGAAGAUGAUUCAGGUUUCCCCCAAAUCAACGAUCAAAUGGAAACUAAAAAAACAUCACUUACACAUUCAUACCAUAAAGAACAACAAAUACAUGCGGAAGAAACCAUAUUAAACAAAAGUGUAAAAGUUCAGAUAGAACAAAAACCUUAUAAGUGUAAAAUUUGUCUUGUCCAGUUUCCUCGGCAAAGCAGUUUGAUAAAGCAUAAGAAGAUACACACUGGAGAAAAGCAUUACAAGUGUGAAAUUUGUUUCAAGACAUUUACUAAAGCAGAUAAUUUGAAGGUUCAUUUGAGAACACAUACAAGGGAAACACCUCACAAGUGUGAAAUUUGUUUUAAUCAGUUUAGUCAAGCAAGUAAUUUGAAAGUACAUUUGAGAGUGCACACUGGGGAAAAACCUUACAAGUGUAAAAUUUGCUCUAAGACAUUUACUACAGCAGGUUUCCCCAAAAUCAACAUUCAAACGGAACCCAAAAAAUUAUCACCAACACAUUCAUACCAUAAUAAAGACCAACAAAUACAUGCGGAAGAAACCAUAUUAAACAAAAGUGUAAAGGUUCAGAUUGGACAAGAACCUCAUAAGUGUGAAAUUUGUUUUAAGCAAUUUAGUGGAGCAGGUAAUUUGAAAAGACAUUUGAGAGUGCACACUGAGGAAAAACCUCACAAGUGUGAAAUUUGUUUUAAGCAGUUUGUUGCAGCAAGUCAUUUAAAAGUACAUAUGAGAAUACAUACUGGAGAAAAACCAUUCAAAUGUAAAAUUUGUUUUAAGAAGUUUAUUACAGCAGGUCAUUUGAAUUUACAUUUGAGAGUGCACACUGAGGAAAAACCUUACAAGUGUGAAAUUUGCUUUAAGACAUUUACUGCAGAAAAUAAUUUGAAGAUUCAUUUGAGAACACAUACAGGGGAAAAACCUUACAAGUGUGAAAUUUGUCUUGCACAGUUUUCUCAGCAAAGCAGUUUGAUAAAUCAUAAUAAAGUGCAUACCGGGGAAAAACCUUACAAGUGUGAAAUCUGUCUUGUACAGUUUUCUCAGCAAGGCAGUUUGAUAAAUCAUAAUACAGUACAUACUGGGGAAAAACCUUACAAGUGUGAAAUUUGUUUUAAGACAUUUACUAGAGCAGAUAGUUUGAAAAUACAUUUGCAAAUACAUACUGGGGAAAAACCUUAUAAGUGUGAAAUUUGUUUGAAGCAAUUUACCAAAGCAAGUAGUUCGAAACGACAUUUGAGAGUGCACACAGGGGAAAAACCUUACAAGUGUGAAAUUUGCUUUAAGGCAUUUACUGCAGGAAGUAGUUUGAAGAUUCAUUUGCGAAAACAUACUAGCAGUGGCGCGCCGUGACUAGAAAUUGCAUCCAGCUGGAUCCAGUGUUUUUUUACAUAUAUACUCUAACAUACUGUUUACAUUAUUCUAACAUAUAUGUUACUAGUAUAUACUACCUAUGUUAGAGUAAUGAUUAGUAAAUGGCAUGACAAAAGAAAUGUGUUAUAUAUCUAUUGAAUUUCCAAAUACUUUGACUGGGAUGUUGACUGUUGUCAACCAUUACCAAUAUUGAAAUCCCAGAUAACAAUAUAAACUUGUUUGAAGCUUGCAACAAGUUUGAUACAUCAAACUUGAAGGCUUGCUGCAAGUUUAAAUCAAACUUUCUAGUUACAGUGUGACAAACUCGCAUGAAGUUUGUUCUACUGAAUUUCCAAAUAUUUUGACUCGACAUACAACCAGGAGAGGAUGGGAUGUCGACGGUGUUGUCAACCAUUACCAAUAUUGAAAUCCCAGAUAACAAUAUACACUUGUUUGAAACUUGCAACAAGUUUGAUACAUCAAACUUGAAGGCUUGCUGCAAGUUUAUAUCAAACUUUCUAGUUACAGUGUGACAAACUCGCAUGAAGUUUAUUUUUUCAAACCUGAUACAAACUUUAUAAUAUAACACACUUGCUAAAGGUUUGUUUUGUUUUGUUGCAUGAAGUUUGUUUUUUCAAAGUUCAUACAAGCUUGAUUAAGGUUUGUUUUGACAUAUUAACCUCAAUUUGAAUAAAACAACAUGAAUAAAAAAUACAAUACCAUUGUAUAUAAUACUAUUUAUUAAUCACUCAACUAAAAUAGUGAUCAAACAAAUAUGCAAAGGGAUAUGUUCAGUAAAACUUGGAAAGAAUUAAAAGACAGACAAAAUAAAGGCGAAAAAGACAUUGCCAUAAAAUACAGAAAUGGUGUACCAAAAAUUGGAUCAUUCAAGAAAGAAGGAAAAAACUAAUCUCAUCCCCAUUACAAGUUUAUUGUCAGAACGUCGGAGGACUUCGUACAAAAAUUCAAGAUCUGAUUAGUUCUAUUUUAUGUUCUGAUUAUGACAUUUUUAUAUUUGUUGAAA
Messenger RNA from Diabrotica virgifera virgifera (western corn rootworm), 2619 nucleotides. Its product is annotated as zinc finger protein 664-like. Bases 126 to 1595 code for a protein of 489 amino acids. The record is from RefSeq and is a predicted model, not a curated record. The transcript has 3 exons. Gene Ontology annotation, molecular function: RNA polymerase II cis-regulatory region sequence-specific DNA binding; DNA-binding transcription factor activity, RNA polymerase II-specific. Lineage: Eukaryota; Metazoa; Arthropoda; Insecta; Coleoptera; Chrysomelidae. Gene Ontology annotation, biological process: regulation of DNA-templated transcription.